GAAUUAGUUGAAUUCUUGAGAGACCCGUCAAAGUUUACGGGUUUAGGUGGAAGAUUACCAAAAGGGGUGUUGCUCACUGGUCCUCCAGGUACGGGCAAAACAUUACUCGCAAGAGCAGUAGCCGGUGAAGCGGGGGUACCAUUCUUUUUCAUGUCGGGCUCUGAAUUUGACGAAAUGUAUGUCGGUGUUGGUGCGAGAAGGGUCCGGGAACUUUUCGCCGCUGCGAGACGAAAGUCGCCAAGUAUAGUAUUUAUCGACGAGUUAGAUGCAAUCGGUUCUAAGCGUAAUCCCAAAGAUCAAACCUAUAUGAAGCAAACAUUAAAUCAAUUGUUGGUCGAUUUGGACGGGUUUUCGCAAACUGAAGGAGUCAUCUUCAUUGCGGCGACAAAUUUCCCUGAGCUACUAGACAAAGCAUUAGUUCGACCUGGUCGUUUCGAUAGACAUGUUUCAGUUCCGCUUCCAGAUGUUCGCGGUCGGAUGCAGAUAUUAUCUCAUCAUUUAAAAAAUGUUCAAAUAUCUAAUGACGUAAACAUUAGCGUGAUUUCUCGAGGCACGCCCGGAUUUUCUGGCGCGGACUUGGCUAAUUUGGUUAAUCAAGCGGCAAUUCAGGCUUCGAGGGACGGUUCCAACGAGGUGACCAUGAAGCACAUGGAAUAUGCCAAAGACAAAAUACUCAUGGGAGCAGAGCGUCGUUCUGCUGUGAUCACAGAAGAAAAUAAACGUUUGACCGCAUAUCAUGAGGGUGGACACGUUCUGGUGGCACUUUACACACCAGGGGCAUUGCCUUUACAUAAAGCUACGAUAAUGCCAAGAGGAUCGUCGCUUGGCAUGACCGUACAAUUGCCUGAAAUGGAUAAAGAAAAUUACACUAAGAAAGAAUUUCUCGCAAUGGUUGAUAUUGCCAUGGGCGGACGAGUCGCUGAAGAAAUGAUAUUUGGAAAAGAAAAUGUUACAACUGGUUCACAUAAUGACAUCAUGUACGCAACGAAUGUUGCCAAACGUAUGGUCACACUGUACGGCAUGAGCGAUAAGGUAGGACCAGUAGCCCAUCCGGAGGAAGAGAUGGAACAACUUAGCAUGCAAACCAAAUUAAUUAUCGAGAAUGAAAUCAAGACAUUGUUGGAGAGUGCUCAAACGCGCGCGAUAAAUAUUUUGAAAACUCAUAAGGAAGAAUUACAUCGGUUGGCAGAAGCGUUGAUCGAUUAUGAAACUCUUAACCAGGAAGAAAUUGAAUUGGUUGUAAAAGGGAAAAGCAUUCGGCAAUAA
Molecule: messenger RNA, 1266 nt
Organism: Acaulospora morrowiae
Lineage: Eukaryota; Fungi; Glomeromycota; Glomeromycetes; Diversisporales; Acaulosporaceae
Source: the annotation of a GenBank genome assembly